Messenger RNA from Pistacia vera, 1629 nucleotides. RefSeq names its product transcription factor MYB64-like. The transcript has 6 exons. The coding region runs from base 1 to 1629 and encodes 542 amino acids. Gene Ontology annotation, cellular component: nucleus. Gene Ontology annotation, biological process: regulation of DNA-templated transcription. NCBI's taxonomy places the organism in Eukaryota, Viridiplantae, Streptophyta, Magnoliopsida, Sapindales, Anacardiaceae. Gene Ontology annotation, molecular function: DNA-binding transcription factor activity, RNA polymerase II-specific; RNA polymerase II cis-regulatory region sequence-specific DNA binding. The record is from RefSeq and is a predicted model, not a curated record.
AUGGAACCAGGAGGAAGGGGAGGUGGGUUUGGGUACGAAAGUUUACAAAGCAAUAAGCCUCUCAUAUAUCGAUCCACUCCUUCAUUAACAGCCAUAGACAGGUUUUUAUGGGGUCAAAGCUGUCAUUCCAAUUCCGAGCAGCAGCCACAAAACAAUGCGAGAAACAAAGAAACAACACCGAAUGGAUUGACUGGUGGUGGUACUUUUUCUUCAUUUAGUGGUGCAAUUAGUGGUUAUGGAGGUGAAGUUUUGUGGCCAAACAUCCAAGAGUUGAGCUUUGUUGAUGGUGAGAGUGCUCUAAUAAACAGUUCAUAUGGUAGAAACCUUAACGUGCAUUCGAAAGAAGAAACAAAAGUUGCACCAAAGAGUAGUUCUAAAGGGACUGUGAAAAAGGCUAAGAAAGGAUCUUCUCAAGCUUUGAUCAAGGGGCAAUGGACUGAUGAAGAAGACAGGAAACUGAUAAAGUUGGUGAAGCAAUAUGGAGUACGAAAAUGGGCUCAAAUAGCUGAGAAGAUGGUUGGUAGAGCGGGAAAGCAGUGUCGUGAGAGAUGGCACAAUCAUUUGCGCCCUGAUAUUAAGAAAGAGAGCUGGAGUGAAGAAGAAGAGAGAUUGUUAGUUGAAGCUCAUGGCAAAGUUGGGAAUCGAUGGGCGGAGAUUGCUAAGUGCAUUCCUGGAAGAACUGAAAAUGCCAUAAAAAACCACUGGAAUGCCACAAAAAGAAGGCAGAAUUCAAGGAGAAAAAACAAACAAACACAAAAGCAAAAGGCUUCAAAUUCAAAGCCUCAAUCUUCUGUGCUUCAAGACUACAUAAGAAGCAAGAUAAAUCUAAUCAACACCACACACACCAUCAUUACCGCUGCCGCCACCCCAGCUAGCUCCACCGUAUCGGAAGACCCCUCAACGUAUUUCAAUUACUGUCUUCCGGACUUAUCUGAAACCACCACCAAUGAUUCUCCACCACUGAUUACUGAAACAUAUGAUGAAGAACUAGUCUUCAUGCAAAACUUCUUUGCCAACAACUGUUACAAUCAAUCCUCCAUUCAAUAUGAUGGAACCAAGAAUCUAAUGAUUUCCUCAUCAGGUUUCGAUUCUUCUGAUCAUCAACAACUCACCGACGUUGCUGAUUAUCAAUGUGGUUUCUCUUCCACUCUAAACCAAAACAUAUCCCUUAAUGGCCUUCAAGUGCAAGACACUCACACUACCCACCUGUAUUCUGAUCUUGGCUUGUCUCAUCUGUUGAACGGAGCCAACAUUUCUUCAUCUCCCGUUGAUUAUGGCUACAAUAGUUACACGACCAUGGAGUACUUCCAGGGAGAUAAUCAUCAGGCCCUUCAAUAUGGAAAGAAAGAGAUGGACUUGAUUGAGAUGAGGAGAAGUUUUGGAGUUCAAUGUUCAUCUUCGAGGAAGGUUGUUUCUCGAGUUGAAUCUGAGGUUGUUUCUAUGGAGGAAGAAGAGUCAAGGCAUGUUAUGAGGUUCAAGAUGUCUGAUUUCAAGAUUCUUGAUUGUGUUAGCCUUGGCCUUGCUAGGCAGGUUGAUGAGGUUGUUUUUGAAGCCAUUGUGAAUGAUUCUAACAGAUUGCAACCCUUUGUAGAACACAAGAGUUGUGCUAGAAAACUAGAUAAAAUGUAA